AUGGCCAAUCGACAUAAAGAUUCAGCAUCAGAAUCGGAAACAACUCGUCAAUACAAUAAAGAUAAAGAAAGUAAUACUCAAAGCACCACAACAAACGGUAGCUCAAACACAACAACAACAACCACUUCAACAUCGAAAACAACACAAAAACAGAAAAAUCAAUUAGCUCAACAACAACAACAAAAUUAUUUACAAAGACAUAUAAAUUCAAAUGGACCAGGAGAUAAACCCAAAGUUGAUCCUCUCGAUUUUGAAAAAUUUAAUAAUAAAAUAUUAUGGUCAUAUAAAGAUAGAUAUAAUUUUAAUUUAUCAAGACCCGAAUCAUUAAAUUCUGAUAUUUUAAAUUCAGAAAUUGGUAAAAAGACAUAUACUAAAAGAAAUCAAGAAAAACAAAGUAGAGUUAAUAAAAAUAGCAAAUUAAAUAAAAAAGAAUUCGCUUCUCAUGUUAAAAAUCACUUUAUGAAUUUAAAUGCUAAAGAAAAUGAUAUAAUUACUGGGUUUUUAUAUAAAGUAAAACAUCAAGAUAAAGAAUUUAAAUUAACUUUUCAAUAA
Lodderomyces jiufengensis is the source of this 552-nucleotide messenger RNA. RefSeq lists its product as uncharacterized. The record is from RefSeq and is a predicted model, not a curated record. Gene Ontology annotation, molecular function: protein binding. The coding region runs from base 1 to 552 and encodes 183 amino acids. The transcript has a single exon. Lineage: Eukaryota; Fungi; Ascomycota; Pichiomycetes; Serinales; Debaryomycetaceae.